Messenger RNA from Periophthalmus magnuspinnatus, 1226 nucleotides. Its product is annotated as PI-PLC X domain-containing protein 1-like. The record is from RefSeq and is a predicted model, not a curated record. Gene Ontology annotation, molecular function: phosphoric diester hydrolase activity. Gene Ontology annotation, biological process: lipid metabolic process. The coding region runs from base 67 to 1035 and encodes 322 amino acids. The transcript is spliced from 7 exons. Lineage: Eukaryota; Metazoa; Chordata; Actinopteri; Gobiiformes; Gobiidae.
ACAUGUAAACAAACCGUGAAAAUGACAGACAGAUCAGUGAGAGCCGAUGAGCCCUAAAACUCCUCGAUGGAGCCGGACUCUCACCCGGACUGGAUGUCCCGUCUGCCCGGGCCGCUGCUCCAGGCCCCGCUGUGGGACCUGGCCAUCCCGGGUAGCCAUGACAGCAUGUCCUUCUGCCUGGACAUGAGCUCUCCGGUGCUGAAGUCUGAGCCCACUUUGCUCCGCCUCCUGGACUGUCUCUUCCCUUGCUGCACACGGCCCUGCAUCCAGCGCUGGUCUACCACACAGCGGUCCGUCCUCUGCGUCCAAUGUGAAAUGGGAAUUCGCUUCUUGGACCUGAGGAUCGCCAAGAAACCAGCAGGGGGCGCUACGUUGUUUUUUGCCCAUGGAGUUUACACACUGAUAUCUGUGAAGGAGGCGCUAGAGGAGCUGUGCAUCUGGCUGGAGGCUCACCCCAGAGAAGUAGUCAUCCUCAGCUGCUCUCACUUUGAGCGCAUGACAGAUGACGACCACCGGGAUCUGGUGCACUUCAUCCUUACACUGUUCGGAUCCAAACUCUGCCCCCCACAGGAGCAUCCCUCUCUGAGCUCGUGCUGGCUCCAGGGGCAGCAGCUCAUUGUGUCUUAUGAGGAGGACCAGAUAGUGAAGGAGCAUCCCCAGCUGUGGACCUCAAUCCCAUACUGGUACGCCAACAGUCCAAACACCAAGGAGGUCAUCCGAUAUCUGGACAAUCAGCUGAGCGGUGGGAGACCAGAGAAGUUCUUUGUGAGUGGACUAAACCUGACUGAGGACUUGGCCUACGUCUUCCUCCACCCUUCGCUUAACCUACAGAAACUCACCCUGAGAGGACUGCCCCUGCUGCUGCGCUGGACCAAUCAGCAGCGGCCAGGAGCUCAAAGGGACGGAGUUAACAUCUUGUGCUCUGACUUCAUUGGCUUCAGUCAAUUCUGCUCCAUUGUAAUUGGACUAAAUUAUAAACUGCUGGAUUCCACUUUAAAUUGUCCUGGGAAGCUGGACCGAUCUACCACGGACUAAUUUGGAAUUCAGGUUGAUAUUAGUGAAAAUGUAUUUUUGUAUUGUAAAUAUGUAUAAAUAUUUUUCAUGUAUGUACAGAAACCUUUGAAAUUCAAAAAUAUUAUGUUUUUUUUUUAUAAUGAAUUUUAAGCCUUGCAUUUAUAUAUAUUUUGCUAUUGUUUUUCCUGUUCUAAACUUAAGAACAUCACACU